GUGUGUGUCUGCGUGCCACUCACUCACUGCGCCGCGUCCAUCUGCGCGGCGCGGAGCGCGCUCGGCCGGGCCAUGGAGCGGCGCUGAGCGGGGGGCACGGAGCCGGCGGCCGCCUUUGUGCCAGCGCCGGGCGGGGAGCGCGGCCCCGCCGCCCCCGCCAUGGAGGACGCCCCGCGGGGGCCGUGGGACGGGGAGGCCAAAGCGGUGCAGCAGUGCCUGACGGACAUUUUCACCAGCGUCUACACCACCUGCGACAUCCCGGAGAAUGCCAUCUUCGGGCCGUGCGUGCUGAGCCACACGUCUCUCUACGACAGCAUCGCCUUCAUCGCCCUCAAAUCCACCGACAAGCGCACCGUGCCCUACAUCUUCCGGGUGGACACGUCGGCGGCCAACGGCUCUGCGGAGGGGCUGAUGUGGCUGCGGCUGGUGCAGGCGGCCCGCGAGCGGCAGGAGCAGAACCUGGAGGCCUACGUGAAGAGCGGGCAGCUCUUCUACCGCUCCCUGCGCCGCAUUGCCAAGGACGAAGAGCUGCUGGUGUGGUACGGCAAGGAGCUCGCCGAGCUGCUGCUACUCGGCCCCGCGCGGGGCCCCGACGGGUCGCCGCCGUUCUCCUGCCCCGAGUGCGGACAGCGCUUCCAGUUCGAGCUGCCCUUCGCCGCCCACCUUCGUUUCCGCUGCCCCAAGCGGCUGCACGGAACCAACGGCGGACCCCCCGACGGAAAGGAGGCAGCCGCCAAGGAACCGGAGCCCGCCAAGUUCGCCAAGCCGCUCCCUCACCCCUUCCCUGACGGCGGCGCCGGGGGAGCGGCCAAGCCCUCCACGGACUUCCACAACCUGGCCCGGGAGCUGGAGAAUCCCCCGCGCCGCCCCGACGUCACCCCCGAGGGUGCGGGCGGAGGGACCAAACGGCGAUACCCCGAGGAGGAGGCACGGAGCCGCUUCCCGACGGAGCGCCCGGGGCUUCCGGCGGCCCCCAAGGAGGAGCCGGUGUGCACCCCGCAGCAGCAGUUCCGCGCCGCCGGCUCCUACUGCGGCCCCGAGGAUGGCGGCCGCCUCUUCGCGCCCCCCAGCCCCGAGACGGGCGAGGCGAAGCGCAGCGCCUUCGUCGAGGUGAAGAAGGCGGCGCGCGGUCCCGAGCCCGACGCAGCCCCCGAGGACGGCCCCGAGCGAUCCUCGCCCGCGGCCCCGACGGCGGGUGGAGGGGGGGAGCCGGCGCUGUGCCCCCGCUCCGGAGGAGGCGGUGGAAACGGAGCGGCGACGCGGGGCAGCGCGUUCAGCUCGGUGCCGCAGCUCGGGGCGGCGGGUGCCGUCGGGGCGGAGGAGCGGAAGAGCGCCUUCUCGCAGCCCGCCCGCUGCUUUCCGCCGCUGCCGCUCGGCCCCAAGCUGGGAGCGCUGGGAGAGCCGUGCCCCGACGGCCCUUCCGCCGGCCGCCUGUACGCCGCCGAGCUGGCCGCCAAGGAGGGAGCGGGCGGCGGGGCGGGAGCCAAGCAGAGCCCCUUCCUCUACGCCACCGCCUUCUGGCCCAAGAGCUCCGCGGCCGCGGUGGGGCCCCUCCAGCUGCAGCUGCCGUCGGCGCUGACGCUGCUGCCGCCGUCGUUCGCGUCGCUGUGCCUCCCGGCGCAGAACUGGUGCGCCAAGUGCAACGCGUCGUUCCGCAUGACGUCGGACCUGGUGUACCACAUGCGCUCGCACCAUAAGAAGGAGUACGCGCUGGAGCCGCUGGUGAAGCGGCGCCGCGAAGAGAAGCUCAAGUGCCCCAUCUGCAACGAGUCCUUCCGCGAGCGGCACCACCUCUCUCGCCAUAUGACCUCGCACAACUAGCGACGGGGCUGAAGGGGGGAAGGGGGACG
Messenger RNA from Coturnix japonica (Japanese quail), 1850 nucleotides. RefSeq names its product PR/SET domain 8 (gene PRDM8). Gene Ontology annotation, molecular function: protein binding. Gene Ontology annotation, biological process: oligodendrocyte development; regulation of DNA-templated transcription. NCBI's taxonomy places the organism in Eukaryota, Metazoa, Chordata, Aves, Galliformes, Phasianidae. Gene Ontology annotation, cellular component: nucleus. The record is from RefSeq and is a predicted model, not a curated record.